Molecule: messenger RNA, 1399 nt
Organism: Carlito syrichta (Philippine tarsier)
Lineage: Eukaryota; Metazoa; Chordata; Mammalia; Primates; Tarsiidae
Gene: PTN
Product: pleiotrophin
Exons: 5
Coding region: 213-719 (168 amino acids)
Molecular function (GO): growth factor activity
Source: RefSeq, a predicted model, not a curated record
AAAAUCCCGCCAAGAGAGCCCCAGCGCCCAGGAGAAUCCGAAGAGGCGAGGGCGACAGCGGGCCGCGAGCCAUCCGUGCAGACGCGGGGAUAGCCGCGCCCGCAGGAGCAGCGCCGGUCCCGGCCGCAGCCGCGGUCCCCUCUCCCUGCGGCCACCUCGCCCCGCAGCCCCGGCAGCCCGAGCUCUCCCGGGAGGACACGUGCGACUCAAAAAUGCAGUCUCAACAGUAUCAGCAGCAGCGUCGAAAAUUUGCAGCUGCCUUCUUGGUAUUCAUUUUCAUUUUGGCAGCUGUGGGCACCACUGAAGCUGGGAAGAAAGAGAAACCAGAAAAAAAAGUGAAGAAGUCUGACUGUGGAGAAUGGCAGUGGAGUGUGUGUGUGCCUACCAGUGGGGACUGUGGGCUGGGUACACGGGAGGGCACUCGAACUGGCGCUGAGUGUAAGCAAACCAUGAAGACCCAGAGAUGCAAGAUCCCCUGCAACUGGAAAAAGCAGUUUGGAGCGGAGUGCAAAUACCAGUUCCAGGCCUGGGGAGAAUGUGACCUGAACACGGCACUGAAAACCAGAACUGGAAGUCUGAAGCGAGCCCUCCACAAUGCUGACUGCCAGAAGACUGUCACCAUCUCCAAGCCCUGUGGCAAACUGACCAAGCCCAAACCUCAAGCAGAAUCUAAGAAGAAGAAAAAGGAAGGCAAAAAACAGGAGAAGAUGCUGGAUUGAAAGUGGCUACCUUCUGUGGAACAUGAAAAGGGCAUCGGCAAACAUGACCAGUUAACGAUUGCAUUUAUACCUACUAGGCUUUUUUUUUUUUUUUCAAAAAGUAUCUAUAGCUCAGUACACAGUAGGAAAAAACAAAGAAAAUUUUUGUAGUAGCAUUUUUUAAAUGUAUACCAUAGUACCACUAGGGGCUUAUAAUAAAGGACUGUAAUCCUAUUAGAAAGUUGACUUAUAGUUCAUGAUAUAUGAUAGACAAUUGAGGUAAGUUUUUUGAAAUUAUGUGAUAUUUUGCAUUAAAUUUUUUUUUUACAUUUUUUUCUUUUUGGCAGCAAUUUAAAUGUUAUGACCAUGUAAACUACUUUUCUUGUUAGGCAAAUUUUUUCACCUACACUUUUUUUCCCAAUUGAGAAAGAUUUAUACUAAACAAAGCAGCAAUAAAAUAUAAUCUCUUUAUUUGAGGAAAAUAUUUUGUUAUCUGCCAAUGGAUUUUAAGAAAAAAUUUAGUCGAUGAAAUGGGGGAUGGGAGGCAAAGCAUGACUUAGUCAGUGUUGACUUUUUUAUGAAAAGCAUUAAAACAUGAAAUUCUUUUGCUUUGGCAGAAACAUUUGUCUUCUUGAUGAAACUAUUUUCCCAUCUGAGGAAAAAAAUACUAGGAAAAUAAAUCAAGGUGAUGCUGAAAAAAA